CGGAGCUUUGGCUGUCUGCAGGUUUCGAAGCGACGAUGCAGCUUUCAAACUCGCUUCUACCUGUGCUCCAUUCACCCGUGCAAAUCAUUUGUCUUGUUUUUUUUCCUGCAAUUUAUUCAAAACGGCAUCAACGCAUUCGAAACCCGCAUCCAUCGUUUUAGAUUGAGUGCAUCUGGCAAUCGAAACAUGUUGGCAUGGACGAGGAUCACAUCAGCUGGACCGGCAGACGCGCAGAAAUGGGCAGAAUCUUUUACUGCUCUUCUCUCGUCUAAACAUGGAUCUUCUCUUUACCACAGUUUUUUGCGAGGCGAAUUCAGCAACGAAAACCUCGAGUUCUGGCUGGCCGUUGAAGACUACAAACAUUCAACGAAACCAAAAGACAUGGCGGCUAAAGCCCAGCAAAUCUACAAGGACUUUUUGACUGUCCAAGCCUCCAAGAAGCAACAAGUCAAUUUGGAUGCCGAGACGAGAGCCAUGACGCUGGCCAAUGUCCAAUCGGAUAGUCCUGACCAACACGCAUUCGAUCAGGCUCAGAGGAAGAUCCAGCACAUGAUGGAACGCGAUUCUUACCAGCGUUUUCUCAAGUCCGACCUCUUUCUCCAAGUAGUCAAUGCGAAAAACUGGAAAAGAUUGCUCUCAUUCUCUCCGUCUCUGCCUUAACUUCUCAUUCCCUAGCCUUUUCACUUGUUGCUAUUCAAUCAUUCGAUCGUCUUCUGCGCUUAAAGUGAUCCAAUUCGUGUAUGUAUUUGUCCAAUGUACCCUUACGGAAGGCACAUAAACCACAUUAUCUCUA
Molecule: messenger RNA, 793 nt
Organism: Daphnia magna
Lineage: Eukaryota; Metazoa; Arthropoda; Branchiopoda; Diplostraca; Daphniidae
Product: regulator of G-protein signaling 8
Exons: 3
Coding region: 187-660 (157 amino acids)
Source: RefSeq, a predicted model, not a curated record